AUGCGCGCUGCGCUCGCCGCCCGCUCGGGCGCCUCCCGAGCUUUUGCGUCGUCUUCCGGGAAGACGAUCCUCAUCACCGGCGCCGGGACUGGCCUCGGCGCCGGGUCGGCUCUCGGCCUCGCCGCCGCCGGGCACCGCGUCAUCGCCGCCUGCCACAUCCAUCCGCAGAUUUCGACGCUGAUGGCAGAGGCGCGCGGGCGUGCGGUGCAGCUCGAGACGGCAAAGCUCGACGUCACGCUGGCGAGCGACCGCGAGGCCGUGUUCAACAGGUUUGGCGAGUCUGUGGACAUCGUCGUGUGCAACGCCGCCGUCGGCGAGGGAGGGCCGCUCGCCGAGCUUCCGACUGAGAGGCUGCGCAGCCAGUUCGAGGUCAACGUCUUUUCUCAGCUCGAUUUUGUGCAGCCAUACGCCGCCGCGAUGGUCGCAAAGGGGGCGGGCAAGAUUGUCUUUCUGUCGUCCAUCGCAGGUCUCUUCACGGUGCCGUAUCUUGGCGCGUACUGCAUGUCCAAGCACGCGGUGGAGGCGAUGGCUCUGACGCUGCGGCAGGAGCUCGCCUCGAGUGGUGUCAAGGUGUGCACCAUCAACCCGGCGCCCUUCACCACGGGCUUCAAUGACCGGAACGUGGAGACGCACGCCGAGUGGUUCGACCCGGCCGUCCACUUCACGCCGAAGGCGGCCAUCCAGGACUUCCAGACCGCGAUGGCCAACGGGAUGCAGUACGACCCAAAGCUCAUGUGA
Molecule: messenger RNA, 738 nt
Organism: Emiliania huxleyi CCMP1516
Lineage: Eukaryota; Haptophyta; Isochrysidales; Noelaerhabdaceae
Exons: 2
Coding region: 1-738 (245 amino acids)
Molecular function (GO): oxidoreductase activity
Source: RefSeq, a predicted model, not a curated record